Molecule: messenger RNA, 10971 nt
Organism: Porites lobata
Lineage: Eukaryota; Metazoa; Cnidaria; Anthozoa; Scleractinia; Poritidae
Source: the annotation of a GenBank genome assembly
AGGAGCUUAGAGGAGAGUUAUCAAGAAUCAGCCGCAGUGAAGCAGGUUCUAUUGGUGCAGCCCUCCUCUGCUGCAGCUGUGCGAGCCUUCUCCCUACUCUCAGCGGCAUUUAACGUUCAGCAGGACAGCGCUCUGGCAGACUAUCUCCAGGCCAGCGUAAUGUUGCAGUGCAAAAAGCGCUGAUGUUGACUUGUGUAUACUAUUCUUAUCCAUGUUUAUUCAAGCAAUUAUUGGCCCCGAAAGAACUCAGAACUGUCAAGACAAGUUGAUUUACUUCGUGGCUUGAUACUUUCAGCGUUAUAGUUCGCUAUAGUUUGAGUUAGUUUAAAUCAACAGAGUAUUAUAUUCUUUUGGUUCAGUCAGUAUAUACAAGUGUGAUCGUUAAGUCUUUGAAGGCAUUUUACAAACGGUUCAGAGAUGUGAGCGGCUAAUUUGGACAGCUGAGGACCGAGACAAACUGCCAUAAAACACAAAUAAAUUUACAACAACAGUUUAUUUGAAAACAUCAUAAUUUGGUGUCGUUAUUGCGCGCCUAUAUCUACAGAAUCUACGUCAUUUUGUGAGCAUAAUUUCGGAAAUCAGGAGCAUAAUUCGGGAAUUCCAGCAUAAUUUAGAAAAAUUUCGAGGACUGCUAGCAGCAUAAUAUGCCACUUUUAGGAGCACAAUCCGCCAAGGCCUACCCCAAUCUUCUCUCACCCUCUCUCACCCCUAAAACACGUAAAUAGUAGCCCGCGAAAACAUCCGUUUCUCUCGCUCUUCGCCGCUGGGGACGUUUCGCGCAGAGGAACGUCUGCGACUCAGCGGCAGAAAUUCCAUACUGAUGACCCAAAUCAAUGUUUACAUAAUAAAUCCGGUAGUCAUGGGGUUCCAAAUAUAAAUUUGUCCAGUUUUAUGUGUCUUGUGGUCGGUUUUUGUAAAGUGUUGCGUUCAUCUGCCAACGAGCUCCAGCAAAACUCAAAUACGUCUUCUAGAGAAGACUAUAUUCCACAAAUAUUGACUGUUUUGUUAGAGACUCUUCGCGUUUUAAUACAUUUGACCUUUGUGGCCUUUUGUCUUUUGUCUGUCGUUAGUAAACAAUAGCUAAAACAAUGUAACUACUCCGUCGACCAAUCAGCGCUUCUGACCGGAUUCCGGACAGAUUUUACGUCAUCAGUAUGGAAUUUCUGUUGCUGAGUCGCAGACGCACGGAUGUUAACGAGUGCUGACCAUCCGCCCUGGUGCUGACCUUAAAGGAACAGUAUCCCGUUACUGCGCAUGCACCAAACUGUGAGUUUUGGACAGGAUGUCGCGAAAUCAAAAGAUGCGAGGAGAGUAAGAGAAUCUUGAAAAAUCCGUUUGCAUCGCGCUUGGCCGGGUUCAAUACGACACUAAAACUUCUCAGGAUUAUAGAUAAAUGAUAUAUUGUUCCUGUUAAGUUUCGAUUUGAGCAAAAUCUGGAUUUUUUGGCGUUACUUUUAUUGCCGUUGGCCGGAGGACCGAAAGAUUGAAAGCACUUUAAUGCCGAUUGAAGGCUUAUUUCUUCUGCUAGCUUCCAUACAAGCUCAGAUAAUUGUGAAAGGAAUACGCAGAAAUGAAACAGCAACAAUAAAGACUGUAAGAAAGAAACCGUUGAGACAUUGAUGUGACUGAGGAGAUCUUCUUCGUGAAGCAGAAUGUUUUGCAACGACGCGUUAGUAAACUUUUAAAUGAAUCUCCCUACGGCCGACAAAAUCAAACAAACAGGCGCUACAUCUUUUGAAAAACUAUUGACAUGAAAUCAUAAUAUCAUUUUUGACUAACCUUUGUGAUGAUUCAUAGCGUUGAGAUUGCAUUUUUAGUUAUGUCUUUCAAGCGUUUGAGACUAGAACGCGAGAAAAUCAGGCAGAUAUUACUGGACUUGGAGCGAUUGACCUCUGACACGAGUUUCAAAUUAGAAAAUAUGUUUUUAAAGCGAGCGGAACGAGAUUUUCGGGUCGCGAGGCGGCCCAGCUAGCGAUAAAAUCGCGAUGAGUCUUCGAACCGCGAGCCAAAUUUUUAUAUAAGACGAAAGACUUCUUCGAAAGUCUAAAAUAUUACUUGAGAACAUAAACAACAAAUCUCUGUCGGCGGUGCGGUCCGGAACGAAAUCUUGUCGAGUCAAUUUGACAGUUCUAUUGUCUUUUGAAGAAAAAACAGAUGACGCUCGCGCGUGCGCAUAAUCGGGACACUGUCCCUUUAAAGGUCAAAUGAACCAAAAAAUUGACAUAUUUUCUUUUGUCGCUUCACCUUUACCAAACACUAAAAAGAACCAUCCUAAGUGAGAUUUGGGUAAAGGUUUUUCUUCCCAAGCCUUCAUAGAAAGAUAAAAGAUCAAAAUCCGAGCAUUUCCGAAGACUUCACGAAAACGUUUCUGAAAUGGCCGCAUGAUAGACUGGAGACUACGUGACGUUAAUGUUGGUCUUUUCAGGGCGGAAAAACGUUCUGCGCAAGCUUCUGCGCAUCUCUUAUCGCCUGCGUUUGUUUGUCUCGUUCUGUAAGAGUUCUGACUGAGACUGAAUGAAAUACACGAGGUGCAAACGUUUGCUCCUUGUAAAGGCUUUUUUCUGUUUUUGUUGUUGUUGUUUUUUCGUCACUUGAAAACUUCUUUGGAUUCAGAACAACCAAUGUUAGAUUAAAAACAGAUCAUUCCGUCAGUCUGAGGUGGAAUAAAACGUUUUGAACAUUUCUAAACAGGUUUGUAUUUUUCUGAUAUUAAAUUGUGCAUUCGAUUUGUGAGAUGAUUUUGUGUCCAGUGCUUCGCCUACUUUCGCCGGGUUGAAUUAAAACCUGCUUGUAUUCUGUUAUUGGUAGUUAUGGUUACUUUUUUUACAUGCCCAGUUUUAUUUACCUUUGCAGAAUCAGCUUUAUCCUUGUCUUCAGUCAAAGAACCGAACGGCUAACGCAUGCGAGUGAACAACCUUGUGCGCUUUUAAGCUAGCUUCUAAGUUUUAAAAACUUUCUCGGAACUAUAAUAGAAGGCCAGCAAGCUUACUCGAAAAGAAAAGACUACUUGGAUCAUUUUUCUGUUGCUCAAGUAAUAAUAGCCAGAGUUUUUUUCCUGUAGUUUUUUCUGUUUUAAUUACAUAGUUUUGUUAUCUUUCUGUAAGCAAAUUUUUCUUUCACUCGCUGUGAAGUAGCGGAGAAUGACAACUGCCGGCAGUGACUCCAAAACAAUCGACUCUUUGCCCGUAAACAAUUGCUGGAGCUGGAUUUGACUAAAGCGAGCAAAACAAAUCCUUACGUGCAGUUUUCUGUAUUUUCUAAUGAUUCAGUUUGCUGAGUUUAAUUUGCUUGAAUGAAGACCCUCGCAUGGACCAGUUAUUAAAAGUAGCAAAUCUAGCUAAGUAGUCGGAAUCAUGGUUUGGCUUCGAAGCGUGCAACUGAUCUUUAGGUAGGUUGUUUCCAUACAGAAAAAUCACUUCUUCUUUGUCAGCGGGUAUAAGAGCCUUAAGCCUUAUGUUUUUUUAAUGAAAAUUUGUUGUUUUACAACGUUAUUGGAGAUUUUUUUAGUUCACUUAAGCUGAAUUUUAUGCAUGAUGGAAUUGUUCUUUGCUUGUAGCAUCUCUUUGCCAGCUUAAAGUGGCGUCUAUGGUCCUUAAAGUGACCUCAAUCGGUAAUUAAAUCUUAUACAUAAUUGGAAAGAAGUUUUUGCAAUAAUGUAACUUCAACUUUGUCUGAAGAAAGUCUUACUUACGCGUAGGUUUUUGACAGGUGUUAUGCAUGUUCAAUUUGAAAACACAAAGCAAAAUUAAUCUGCACGAAACGAUCAAGUUUAAAAACUAUGGUUUCUUUGAAACCGAUCUUGGGGAAGAUUUACUAGAUAAUGAUUAACUCUUUUUCUGCCCACAUAUCAACGCCAAAACUUCUACAUUGAGGAUUUUGUUUAUGUUUUAGUGAUCCGCCAAGCUAGAAGUGUCCGAUCGCGCGUGGGUUUUAAAAUAUCAGCUCGAGUGCGACAAAGUUCAGUGACAAUUCAAACAAGUUUGUGGACAAACUUGAAUUUCUUUGGGCAGAUUAUUAUACAAAGAUAUUUUGUUUUUGUGUCCACGGUGGAGCUCCGGACCUUAUUUUGUGAAUGCGUCUUGAAAAAAAUCGCACUUACGCACGCACAUUUCCAGUACAACUCAAGAAAAUUAGUAAAUGUCGUUAAAGUCCGUUUUACUAUGAUGUAUUCUUCGAGAAAAUUAAAUAAUAAGAAGGUUAUAACAUCAGCUUGCAACUUUUGAAGACAAAUUGCCUGUUCUUUCUAAUAUGGCCGCACAAGCCACUUCCGCGCCAAGUCGCACAACUCGAAAAACUCUGUUUUGAAUUUCCCGCUUUUUUUCACCUGACCAACAUUGACGUCACAAGCUGUUUUUCCCGACAAUUUUUCCGACCGCUCUACGAAGAUAAGGGCCAAAAAAUAGCAAUUUUUAAUUGCGAAUAUCUCGGAGAUACUUGCUUCAAUUGAGCUGAAACUUCAUAGUAUGUUUAUUUGGUGCAUAUUAAGCACACUUCACUAGAAUUGUACUAAAUUUAAAAAGGUCGAAAUUUUGGUUCAUUUGACCUUUAACCGCUAUAUUGAAAAGCGAUAAGACCCUGGGGACGAGGUUAGGCAAAAUUUGGGCGGGAACUGCGCCCGCGUCGGCCGACCGCUGAAGAAUGUCGAAGGGUUGUCGCCAUAUUGGUCUAUAUCAGAAACUCAUAAGGGAUUUGAUUGCGGGAGUUGAUCCCUUAGCUUUUCAGUGCCAUUUUCAUCGUAUUAGACAACUUUAUUCUGGCCUUUUUCUUCCAAUGUGACAACCUAAUGUGAAGAUGUUGUUUGACGAGGAAGAGGUGUUUAAAGGUUUGACGGCUUGGUUUUCCUCUAGUGUUCCUGAAAGCGUGAGGUCUCAAUGGGGUAAGGAUAGUUGUUCAACUCUUCUGUUGAGUUUUAAAAAAGCUUAAGCUUAUAAUAACCUUAAACUUGCAAGUCUGAAUAAUUCAGGCUUAAGUAUAAGCUUAUAACGUAUGGAAUACGCAAAGAAACCUUAAAAAACAGGACCUGAACAAUCGAUGAAAUCGAUAAUCGAUGGCAAUCGAUAACAAUCGAUGACAAUCGAUAUCAAUUAAUCGAUUGAUAUUGAUAAUCGAUGGACAAUCGAUCACUAAAAUUUUUGUGAUUAUUGAUUAUCAUCGAUUAUCAAUAUCAAUCGAUAAUCGAUGGGAAUCGAUCAAUUAACAUAAUAGAUUGUUAUCAAUAUGCAAUAUCAAUCGAUUACCUAUUCAGUCAAACAUUUCAAUUGCCAAUUUCAUCGAGUACUAAUAAAGUUACACAUUACACAUUAACAAUACGCUUAAUCGUGUUUGAACGACGACUGCGUCCCAGGUCAGUUGAAUCUUUGCAAUCAACUCAAAGCGAAAUCGAUCAAGUUUGUACACUGACAACGAGAUAUGUUAAUUGUCUUAAUUAUUUGUGCUGUUUUUCACGGAGCCACAUCGAUGAACAAUUCUCAAACUUUGCUACUGAGGUUUAAAAACAAUGUACGAUCUGUGUACAAUCCCGCGAUACCUGAAGAUACGGAGACAUGAAUAGUGCCAAUCAAUGGUAAUCGAUAAAGUUCGCGACCACCUAAGUGUGAUUAUCGAUUGAUCAUCGAUUGGCCGAUGCCAAUCGAUGCUAAUCAACCGUAAUUAAUCUAUUGUCAUCGAUUGAUCGAUUGAUUUUCCGAUCAUCGAUUUUCAUCGAUUGUUCAGGUCCUGAAAAAAGCCACCCUCAUCGGUUUUUUUCAUAGCCGGAUCGUUUAUGGGGUUUAUGCCUAAUCAUAUACAGCAGGCCUUUGGAAGCGUAUAUUGAAAACGACAAGAAAGAAAAACUUUUACGGUAAAUGACCCACUUCCAAAUGAACGCCCCCUCUACGCUGUCAAAACUGUAUUCGACACCCCUCUCUAAUAAACUCUCCCUGUCUAAUAGACGCCCCCUAUGAGAACAGACCUUGUCACGGUUUUCGACGCCAACUUGACAAGUGGUGAAACGCGUUAGAAAUUACAGUGUUUGUAUGAGAAAUCGAAUAAUUUUUGUAGAGCGGCUGUUCUGAAAAAAAAAAAAAGAAUUAUAAACUAAAGCUUCACUCUUAAGGAUUCUACUGAAAAAAAUUGAGGGCGUUACAUGCACCGGAAGACUUGAAACCACUUUUUUAAAUUUGCUAUCCAUUUGUCUGUAAGAAAUUCCAGGGAAAAAUUACAGACAAAUAUAUAGAAAAUCUAAAGCAAGCCUUCCGAGAAAUUUAAGCACAGGUACUCCCCUAGCCUGCGAAAACAUCCGUUUCUCCUCGCUCUUCGCCGCCGGGGACGUUUCGCGAGGAGGAACGUCUGCAACUCAGCGGCAGAAAUUCCAUACUGAUGACGCAAUCCAAUGUUUACAUAAUAAAUCCAGUAGUCAUGGGGUUCCAAAUACAAAUUUGUCCAAUUUUACAUGUCUUCUGGUCGAUUUUGGUGAAGUGUUGUGUUCAUCUGCCAACGAGCUGCAGCAAAACUCAAAUGCUUCUUCUAGAGAAGACUAUAUUCCACAAAUAUUGACUGUUUUGUUAGAGAUUCUUCGCGUUUACAUUUGACCUUUGUGGCCUUUUGUCUUUUGUCUGUCAUUCAUAAACAAUAGCUAAAACAAUGUAUCUACUCCGUCGACCAAUCAGCGCUUCUUACCAGAUUCCGGACAGAUUUUACGUCAUCAGUAUGGAAUUUCUGUCGCUGAGUCGCAGAUGUUCCCCCGCGCGAAACGUCCCCAUUGGCGAAGAGCGAGGAGAAAUGGAUGUUUUUACAGGCUAGUACUCCCCCAAAAUGUUUAAGUACAAUCCUUUGCUUUGUAGCUUUAGGUUUACUGUAGGUAGUGUCGACUGAUAUAUCGGUUGAUAUAGCCGUCGAUAGCUGGUCGGCACUCGGUCGAUAUAGCGGUUGACAGUCGGUCGAGACUGGGUCGAUAGUCAGACGAGUGUGGGAUAGAAUAUCGGCCGAUAUUAUUUUAGACGACGCACCUCGACCGACUAUUGGUCAUAUGUUGGUGAUAUAUUGGUCAACUGUUGAUGGUAUAUCGGUCAACUGUCGGUGGUAUAUCGGUCAACUGUUGGUCGAAUAUUAGUCGUGUGUUAAUUUACCUGUAGCAGGUGAGUCCAAUGGCUUUCUUUUUAAGCAUUGAGGUAAUUAAUUACUGUUAUCAUGCGAUGGGGGAACAUGCUCUAUGAAGCGAACCGAAGAGCACUGGGAACUAGGGAGAAACCAAACCGGCAAUGAUACCCAAAGCAGAGUGAUAUUGAGCUUCAAAUACAUACAGAAACGUUUAUAAAUUUGAGUGAAGAAACCAGAGGAAAAAUUUCCCUCUUCAUCACUUGGUAAGAAUUUCCCUUUUGGAUGAUGCUUCCUCGAAAAUUCUUGAGCAGACUGGCAACUGGCAAAAACUAGAGAAAAAGGAAAAGCGAAAAAAAAGCAGAAAAGUCUAAAGAGAUUGAAUUCGACUUUUGGGCUGACCGAAAAAUGUCCAAAAAUGUGAAUUUUUCAAGAAUUUCCACGUGUCAAUCGGUUAAACAACUCAGACAGCUAAAAUUGGUUCAUAUUUCUUUAGUUUUGCUGCAAUUUCUUCUUCAGGGUUACUGGUAACGGAGCAAAAACUAUACAGACCGACAAAAAUCUUGACCGAUAUAUCGAUAGACUAUCGGCCGACUCUCAACCGAUAUAUCGAACGGCUAUCUUCUGACUAUCAACCAAGUGUCAACCAACCAUCGACCGAGUGUUGACCAAUUACUGACCAAUACAUUGGUCAAGUAUCGACCAACUAUCAGCGAAAAGUCGGCGAAGUGUUGGUGAAGUAUUGGUGAACGAAAAGCUAUAUCGGCCGAGAUACAUCUGGAACGACUAUUGACUGUGUCUCGACCAAGUGUCGACCGACUAUCGUCCGAGUCUUGACCAAGUAUUGACCGCUAUAUCCACUGAGUGUCAACCGACUAUUAACCGCUAUAUCGACCGAUAGAUUGGUCGACACUACCUACAGUAAACAUGAUCCGCUUUAGUUUACAGUUGAAAUUUUUUUCAGAAAAGCCAUUUUAUGGAAAUUAUUCAAUGUUAGAUUCUCAUACAAACACUGUAAUUUCUCACCUGUUUGCCUACUCAUCAAGAUGGCAUUGAAAACUGUGAAGAGGUCUAUUACUCCAAAAUACUAUGGUUUCAGACCAAAAUAGUUGGGACACUUCCACCCAAAGCUCUCUUUAACCCAGAUAAAAAAAUGGUGAAGCCGGUUUUCCCAAGGAGAAGAUUAAAGGAAGUUUGGUUGGGGCUGUGCUGCUGAAACCCUAUGAUUCUGACCCUGUUUAAGGCAAAAUGUAUUAAAAUUGCAACCCUGUUUCAUUAAAAGGACAGGUUCAUGGUUCAGUGCAUGCUCAUUUAUCAAAAUGCUGUUUUUCUGCUGGAACAUGCUGUAUCAUCUGUGCAAGCAAAAUGAUCAUGUCAUAAUGUUGUCAAAAACCCAAUCUGCACACUCCCCUGGCAGUCACUUGCACUUGAUCAACUUGAAUAUUUGCAAAUAGCUGUAAAUUAAUCAUCCAUGGAAUAAAACCUUCAGGUCAAACAAUAUAUUCAACAUGGUAGUGCUGGCAUAAUCCACUAAUUUUUUCUGCGAUUUUAGUACUCCUCCAUCCUACUUCAAGUUACUCUGAAAUACACUUCUACUUUGAAAUACACUCUGAGGUCGCUGAGAUACAUGUGAGCGGGAUUAUUUACUGAUAGAAUUAAUAAUAGAUUGGAAAAAAGUAAUUUAAUUAAUGAGCAUGCGCUUAACUGCGAACCUGUUAAAUAGUGAAUUUGAAUAUUUUUUUUUUAAGUUUGAAGAUCCCAUAUACCUAUACCUGGCAGAGCGGCACAUCCUGAGUGAGCCAAACAUGGAAGUUUCCUCCUCUGGGCAUGUGUCCAUCUGUAAACUCCCAAGGGAACAAUUUUCCCUAUAUAGAGGCAAAGAAACAAUGCAAUUGUUAAUGAUGACAUAUUGUCAAGACAUCAUAACUAAUUUCAAAAUAUGCACAAAUGUGCUUGUCAACCACUUAACUACAAUAGCAAUACUAAAUUCUCAGUUAUUCUAAUAGUGUGUAAAGUAAACAUUCCUUUUACUAGCCUGCAGUGCAGGCGUUUUCUUUGAGUGGGCAAUAUGCUCACGAAAGUGCAAUGUUGAAACUUCCCAAAGAGAGGCGGAGAUGGGGCGAGUCAAAGGGAGCGGGGAGGGGGCGGGGAGAGAGAAUAGAAAAUGCCUGCCCGAAAACACUGUGAAAAUGAGAAACACCCCCUAAUUAGACGCGCGUGACUGCUCUUCCGAAAAUGAGUAGCCAACAAUAACGAAACAACCAAACAGUCGUUCCAGUCCAAAGACUUGCAUUGUCUUAAGAAAAACAAGCUGGAGUUUAUCAUUGUUUUUAUCUUGACUGAGUCACAAUGCAAUUCUCCACAGCCAAUCUCUGUAAAUCGCUAUCUGUGAGAAUUUAACAUCCUGCAAACAAUUUAAAAAACUAACGAGCUGGGCCCAAUGUGAUACAACAUUGCAGGAAAACAUCACAUUCUCGGACUAGAAAGAAAAUUGCUUAGUUAUUCAGAUCCUGAGGCACUUUGGACAAAAAUAAAGAACCUAACAGCCUUAUUAAGCGACAAAAAGAGCUUUAUGCUUCAAAAGAGGUCAAAGAAAACGCUCUUGCAUCAGCGGGCAAAUCAUGAAGACCAGAAAUUCAAAAACCACAGAAAAUCAAUAAGCAUGUCAUGACCUCUCAGUGUGAAACAAGGGGCUAAAAUCACAUUUGCUCAGUCAAAACAUAGAACCCUCUAGAGCAUAGUCUACUCGCCAGAAAAAAAACAAAACAUUGGAACAAGCAGCAUUUUGGCAUGAGGUAAAAGUGGUAUAGGUUUUAGUACUGCGAGCAAAUCUUGUCCUGAUGACCAGUGUAGAAAUAGCUUUGACUUUCUCAUUACGCAAUACACGCGACAUUCACAGCCGCUCCAAUUCCAAAAGACUGACAGAAGACGGAAUAAACAAUAUAGACUUACAGUUAAUUGACAGGCAUCAAUCUACUUCCCUAUGCCACACCAAUCAGGAGCUCCGUUUGCCAGCGUACGGAGUUUCCCAAAAGAACAAUGAUAUCGGGCAGGGGUAUUUUUUUCUCCCCUCCCCCUCCCCCCUUUCCUUUUUUCGCCCUCGCACCUAGUGUGACCAAUUAAGGAACAUAGUGACUUUUCAGUCACAAUUUUUGAACAAAAAACAAAGGAUUUAGGUCAGGGAGCUUCCAACAUAAACUGCAGUGCCAUUAUGUUCAUCUUUGAUAUUUCCCGACUUUCAUAACUGGUCUCCUUUACUAACUACAAAUUCGGUCACUGAAAAUCAAUGUUAUUCGUUCUGAUAUGUCCUUUUUCCGCAUAUUUUGUAAAUAAAUAAGAACCCUACGUCAGACUUUUAAAAUCGAGGUGUUUUAAGCUCUCUUCAUAUUUUUGCCAAAAACAUAUUUACAAGAAUAAAUACCUCUUUUAAAUGCCUCUUAUUUAUUAAGCACCCUUGCUUGGACCCGAAGAUUUAUUGGGUCAUUUACAGUAUUGCAGAAACCUCUCAAAGGUCUUAAGGGAAACAAGCCAAAGGGAAAAAUAUGUUUGAAAAAAAUAAAAACAAGAUGCGGAAAAUUAUACGAAGGAAAAAACAGCUUCGCCAGGAGCCGAACUUAGACCAUCUGUGCAGAAUGUCAACUCCAUUAGACCUCUACUCCAUGCUGCCAACUUUUAAAUAGAAGUGGAAAAUAAUUAUGUUUAUUAUAUUUAAAGCUUUUUUUUGACAUUUUGCUGUGAUAGACACUGUUUGAAGCUGGUGGAAGUGUCUGUAUCAUGAAUUCGAAGAUGUAUUUGAAGAAAUUUUGCAGGAUUUUGGCGGUAGAAGGCAAACUUAUGGCUGACAUAGCCGAUAAGCAUCUCGCAAACCGUCCCAAUCUCUGUGUGCCACUAAAGUAA